AUGCCGAACAAUAAGCAACUAAGUGAUCGCAAGACGCCACAAAAUACAGAUAAAGCUCUUGGGCAUGUCGAAAAAAUAGAACGUGCAAAAAUUGGUACUCGAUGGAAUAUCUCCGACCAUAACUCAAACUUAGAAAUUAAUGACAACAAAACCGAUAAACACAGUAUUUCAAUAGACGGAGGUUAUGGUUGGGUUAUUGUCGCGGUUUCUUUCUACUGUAACUUUGUAGUCGACGGUAUCUGUUAUGCAUUUGGAAAUCUACGACCACUUUUACAAGAAAAAUUUGUCGGAAACUCUGAAGCAACUAUAGCUUUUAUUGGCUCGUCUCUGCUUGGAGCAUAUCUUUUGGUUGGCCCUAUCGUAAGCGCAUUUAUCAAUAAAUAUGGUCCAAGAAUUGUUGUGGCGAUAGGUGGCAUAAUAACGUCUUUAGCAUUCCUCUGUUCCAUAUUCAUAACCAAUAUUUAUUGUUUAAUUUUCGUUUUUGGAAUAUUGGGAGGAGCAGGACUUGGUUUUCUAUAUCUGCCGGCAACAGUUGUUGUCUGUUUCUUCUUCAAAAAAAAGCGCUCGUUGGCAACUGGAUUUGCAGUAGCCGGUUCAGGAGCUGGCAACAUCGUCAUGCCUCAGAUAAUUGCUCAACUUCACUCUAGCGGUUUCACUGUCAACUGCAUAGUAUUAACAGCUUUCGCUGCAUCAUGUAUUUUUGUUGGCAUGUUAUAUAUAGUUCCGGACGAGUUUUGGGACGCUGAUAAGGAAAAAAACUUAGCUCAAUCUACUUUUUCAAAAACUGAUGUUCUGGAGAAUUCUAUAGAUGCACUAAACUUACAGAGGCCUUACAGUAGUACAACGAUUGAGGAUCUAACAAGAACAAAACUGGAAGAUGAAGUGAACUUGAGACUAGUUCCUGAUAACGAUAUUCCCAGCCAAGGGAUUGUUGAAACUCUGGUGGAGUCUAAGAGUAAUGUUUUAAGUCGUUUAGGAGAGAAACUGCAAGAGGCUGUUGUUACAGUCGAAAGUCAAAUAAAAUCUGUACAAGUUUCAGGCGGGACUUCAACAGAUGGAAGUAAAGUACGGAUGAUAGACGCUUACCUGAAAUUAAUGAAAGAACCUGUUGAAAUUUUGAUGGUAUUGACAAAUUUACUGGCAAUGACAGGGUUUUAUGUACCAUUUGUUUUUCCUGCAGAUUUAGCUGUAUCGAAAGGUGUUUCAUACGACGACGCAAAACUUCUUGUUUCUAUCAUUGGCAUUUUUAAUACUACAGGUCGACUGUUGUUCGGUUGGCUAGCUGACCGGAAAUGGAUUUCUGCUUUAACUUUGCAUAAUACUUCGCUGAUAGGCGCCGGAAUUCUUACUAUUCUUUGUCCUUUCUGCAGUAAUUACACUAUGUUCUUGAUAUAUUCAGUUCUCUUUGGACUCCUUGGUGUCCUGGCUGAAUGGCUGGGCCUUGAUGAGAUCUCAAUUGCGUUUGGAUUAUUAAUCCUUGGCAGAAGCUUUGGUUGUUUUUUUGGAACGCCAAUCGCGGGUGCUAUCAAGGAUGCGACAGAGUCAUUUGUCUACCCUUUCUACUUGAGUGGGACAUUUCUUAUCACUGGUGGUUUAGCAGGUUCCUUGAUACCGGUGCUGUCGAAACCAAAGGGGUCACAAAAAGAGUCCCAGAACUUCAAUAACGAAGUGUAA
Molecule: messenger RNA, 1674 nt
Organism: Enterobius vermicularis (human pinworm)
Lineage: Eukaryota; Metazoa; Nematoda; Chromadorea; Rhabditida; Oxyuridae
Source: the annotation of a GenBank genome assembly